This is a messenger RNA of Ostrinia nubilalis (European corn borer), 4396 nucleotides long. RefSeq lists its product as uncharacterized. Lineage: Eukaryota; Metazoa; Arthropoda; Insecta; Lepidoptera; Crambidae. The coding region runs from base 76 to 2628 and encodes 850 amino acids. The transcript is spliced from 6 exons. The record is from RefSeq and is a predicted model, not a curated record.
CAGCAGCGAGCGACGAGCCGAGCAGUCCGUGCAUGAGUCUCGUCCGGCGCGGUCGCCCGCGCCCCGCGCACCACCAUGCAGCGUCUCGUCGUGCUCUUGCUGCUACCGGCACUCGUGUCAUGUGUGAUCUACGACGAGAUCCCAGAACAUACUUUGUGCAACCUACACGACUGUGAAUGCCUGGACAGCGGACACCCCUCAUGGAAGACUGUCAACUGCAACAUGACCACAACAAAGAAUCUGGCCAUCUUCAGCGGAAAUCUUCCUGUGGAGACCACCGACCUGGUGGUGACCGGCUACGAUGACGUGUCGCUGGAGCACGGCGCGUUCUCGUCGCUGAACGACCUACGACUCGUGCGCAUCGCGCACAGCAAGCUGGUGGUGUUCCGCCGCGGCGCCGCCGUCGACCUGACCGUCGUCAGCGCCUACGUCGAGGUCGAGCACUGCUCGGAGCUGCGCGUCGAGGGGAAAGCAUUCAGCAACUUACGCGGUAUUUACGUAAACUUAACGGAUGAUUUUCCACGUCCGCUAUCGGUUACUAUAAGACAUUGCGAUCGCGUGUCAAUCGAGGGCGAUGCGUUUUCGUGGCUGUUGAAGUUGCGCAUCACCGACGUCGGGACCCUGGUGCUGAGCCCGGGCGCCUUCACGCUGGAGCCCACGGCCGGCAACGUGGGCGAGCACGGCCCCGGCAUGUCGAUUGAACUGAGACGGUUAACAGCACCCGAGAUCCCUUCGCAAGCAUUUGGUUCGUCAGCUGCUGAGAUAAUACUGGAAUCCAUGGUGGUGACCACCAUUCGGUCGGGCGCCUUCUCCGCCAACACGUACAAUGUUAUCAGCGCCACCAAAUGCAUCGUCAGUUUCAUAGAAGGCGAAUCAUUCGCACAGAAGUCACUAAUUAACAACCUGCUCUUCUUCGAUUGUAGAAUACAGCAUAUGUAUCAAAGAGCAAUACAAUCUGCUAUUACUUAUCUAAAUAUCAACCACACUAGAUUCAACUUCAUCGAUACGGGCGCUAUCAACUCGACAGUAGCAACGGUGAAAAUAGCAAAUAGCGAGUUUCAUAAGUUUUUAACAAGAGGAAUCGAAUUGUCAUCAUGGAGCAAUCUUUUUAUGGAGAAACUCAAAUUCGACGCUCUACCGGAAUAUGCCAUGAUUGCACAUCCAACUAUGGUUGAAGAAUUUGUCUUCGCAGACAAUGAAGUAGAAGAAGUCUCUAAAAACAGUUUGGAGUUCGUAGGGAAAAUUAUCGAUAACAGAUUUGGUUACCAAGUUGUUUACAGAAACAAUUACUUUGGAUCACCGUGCAGUUGCAACAUUAGCCUGAAGAUAGGCGAGGCUUUGGGGGCUACGCCUGACGGGAUAUAUGCGCUCGAGAGCUACUGCACAGUCAAUGAAUUUUUUGCACGAUGCUUCAAUGCUCCCGAGCAAAACAUAAUUCUUCGUACAUUUAUAGACAAGGUGUGUCAUGAAAAAUCCGCUGUACAGUGUGAACAAUACAAGAAAAAAUCAGAUAUUCCAACGGAAAUAAAAAAUCCACGAUUCCCUCACAAACAUGAAGAAGAUACUUUAUCAGAACGAAACAAGAAAGUGAUAAGUAUUGUCAUAGUAACAGCAUUAGUGUGCGUCGGAACUGUGAUGCUUAUAAGUUUUGGAAGAUGGCUGAAGAAUAGAGGAUGUUGUGCUCGCCUAAGAAAUAUAUUUACGUCACUAAUAUCUACUUGCUGUGCAUUUUUUGCCAGAAUCUGCGGAUGUGGGCGUAAUAGUGGACUUGAUAACGGAAGGUUUGUAUCAGAGCUAUCAGUACAUGAAUAUUCAGAGCGUCGCCGACUCAAUGAGCCACGUAUACCGGAAAAUAUGAUCGUAGAAACUGUUUUGCCUGGAACUGGAACGCCUUGUUUAGAUUUAACCCCCAUGGACGAUAAAACGACACAAACACUUCCCGAAGAAUUAACUAAGGAACUGUUGGAAAAUUUAAAAGAGAAAUUAGAAGAUCCAGAUAACUAUGUUGAGGCCCGAGAAAUGAUCGAGCACUUAUACGAACUUAUCAAAGUCGAAGAGAGCUGCAACUUAAAUACACCGAUCGUGAUGCAAACGGAGGAAAAUAUUUAUGAGUUACCUUUUCAGAACACCACCCCUAGAAUUGGAAAAAACAAAAAGCAAAUGAUCAGCGUUGGAACUAGAGCCCCGUCUUUGGACAAGCUACUGCCGCUGUCGCCAUACAAUAGACAGACUGCGCUAGCACACGAAUACUUUGAGCCCAAAGAUUUUGCUGUUCAUCUGUACGCGGAAAUAGCUAAUUGUGACAAGGAAAAGCGCACGUUACUGGGCAUAAUCCCAGAUAUUGUAGAACAAGUGGUUCCCCGUGGACCAUACCUUCGUGCUGUACGUGAAAAGAAUUCUAGUCCCAGCACAGCUUCGUCUCCCUCGUCUAAGUCAUUUAAUAGCAUUAAAAAGAGCCCGAUGACUGGGCCCAGCGGAAGCCAAAUUACAAGCCCGCUACAAAGCCCCUCUAGUAUGAAGUCUGGUAAAUCUACGGCAUCUAAUUCAUCAGGAAAGAUGAUGAAUCGGCCGCUCCCCGAAAAACCGGUUAGUCCGGAUCCUGGAGAAGGCCCUUCAAUGGUGGGCUAAAGGAGCCCGCGGGUCGAGGGGCACGCGCGGCGGGCUGCGAUGCUGCACCCGUAGCAGCACCCAGCGAGACUUGCGCGAUUUAUUUGCUGUGAUAUUAUUUUGAUUUAUAUUACUUUUAACUAUCUCAAUACCUUGAGUGAUUGUGUCAUGCCAGACACCUUUUAAUAUAAUUUGUAAAUAUUAAAUAUUUAAUUAAUUUUAUUAAUUACUCAAUGGCCUGAGGCCAUUACGUAAAAAUGUGUAAUGCUUCGUAUCUGUGUACUAUGGUGAAUUAAUGUAUGAGAGACAAUGAAAAUAGUAAUCUAAAGUACAUAAUCAUUAAUAUGUAUUGUUACCUUUUCUUUAAUAACAUACAUAUUGUUGAAUAGAAACGUGUGUAUUAGAUCGAUAGAUCUCUUUUCAAAUGUAUGUAUUUCAUCACUUGUUAGAUCACCACACAUCAAAAUGUUUAUUAUGUAAUAUGGAUGGAGUAUUAUUUUCAAAAGUAUUUUUAUAAUUGACUCAAAGAUACUUGUGUGAUGAUAAGACGAGAAAUAUUUUCUAAUGUAAAUUAUUCUUACAAAUUAACUCAUAUGGUUAGUGAAAAUGUAGAGUGAGUUAGUUCUUUAUAAAAUUUUACAUAUUGAUAUUGUGAAAAAUAAGACAAGUAUCAUUCAAAUUAUAUUUUUUAUGCAAAAGACAAAGGUUUUCGCUAACUCAUACAAUAGAUUGUGCGUGAAUGAACUCUGGAUGUGUUAAUUGAAUAUUAUUUUUUUACUGCCAAUUUUGUAUUAUUUAUUUAUUUUAUCAUAUUUUGCUGAUUAACUUAGAAUUAAGGAAUAUACCUUUUAGUGCGUGUUAUUAUCUCCUACGAUAUCAAAUAUAAAUAUUACUAGUAUAAAUGAAGCACUUAUUAAAUUAUGUAUUAUUAUUAAAUGUAAUAUCACUGUACGUGUAGGUAAAUUAACUGAAAACUCGAUGUAUAUUAUGAUCUAAAUGUUGUAUUGUUGUUUACCAUAAACUGCAAGAUAAAUUUGGUAAGAAGCUUUAUGAGUAGCUAUAGUAGUAAGUAGAACGUCCGACACUCUAGUAGCAGAUGAGAUUUGAAAGAAAAACAUUUUUGGUGGUUUUUAGGACGUGUAUUUAAUUGUGUGAUGAGGCGAGACAACAUCAAGCCUGUUUACAUUACAUUUUACAAGAGUUAGCAAUAUACAAAAUAUUGAAUAACUAUUGUAUAAGAUCUAAGACGAAUUGUUGUUGAACCGAACACAAAUUCUUGAUCACCUGGGCGUAAAAUUCAUGUUAGAUCAUCAUAAACGGUUUUAAUAAAUAUUAUCUUAAUCCAAAUAUGUCAUGUAUUAGCUGUUGUUAAAAGAUAUCUAUUCGAUAUCCACAUUAUUAAGUCACAUAAUGUAUGUGUUAGAACUCAAUAUCACUUACUUAUUCGUACAAAUUAAGGCACAUUGUCAGAUUCAUUCAAAUAAAAUUUAAGAUAGAUUUACUUGAUGUUUGAGCAAUAUCCAUGAAAGGGAUUCAAAAUACAAAAAAAAUGUGUAAUCUUUGUCAAUAUGCACUUUUACUGUUAAUUUUUUUAUUAGUAUACGAUUUAGUAGGAGGAAUAGUCACGUAGUACUUGGUAUGAAGCUUUAAAUGCCAUAUUUUACAUAUUACGUUACAGUCAACAACUACAAUUAUUCAGAUAAAUGUACUAGUAGCACUUCAAUAUGUAGAAUUUCAUGUUAGAUGUUGUAAACAAAAUUAAAUUAAAUAAAUGUUGAAUGUGAAAGAA